Messenger RNA from Trichobilharzia szidati, 1762 nucleotides. Lineage: Eukaryota; Metazoa; Platyhelminthes; Trematoda; Strigeidida; Schistosomatidae. The record is from the annotation of a GenBank genome assembly.
UUGAGAUGGAGGGAUGUGGAGUGUGUUGUGUGUGUGUGUUGUGGAUGUUUUUGGAUUGAUGGUUGCUUGUUUGUGUCUGUUGACAGUUCGAAUGCACGUUGAUGUUCCUUGUUGAAUCGGCGAGGUAUGUCCGUGUAUUUGUAGCUGGGUUGUUUGAGUGCAGGAGGUAGAGGGUGAAUAGAUCAUAUCUUCACUCUCCGACAGAUCCUAGAACAUAGACACACUUUUAUGCGUCCAACAAUUGCCAUAUUUCUUGACCUACAGGCGGCCUUCGACUCCGUGGAUCGAAAGGUACUUUCGCAAUGUUUGACUGUGAAAGUAGUGCCAGGAAAGUACAUUGCACUAAUCAAGGCACUGUACUCAAACUCACGUAGCCAUGUAAGGGCGUAUGGGGAAUUGUCAUCUGAAUUGAUAACAACCAGUGGUGUCGGUCAAGGAUGUCCACUUUCCCCUUUUCUGUUUAACUUCAUCAUAGAUAUGCUAAUGGAAGUAUCCUUAACUGAACUUAACGACUUAGGAAUCGACUUGUUACCGGGGAAUAGUCUUAUGGACUUAGAAUAUGCAGACGACUUAGUCCUGUUAGGGGAGGAUGCUGACAAAAUGCAGAGUCUUCUGAACACCUUGAGCAGCAAUCUUCGUAUGUUUUGCAUACGAUUCGCCCCUGUAAAAUGUAAGAUGCCGCUACAGGACUGGACUACGUCAACUCAUAGCUUCGUGAUAGGGAGUGAAAUGAUAGAACAUGUUGACCACUUCACCUAUUUGGGAAGUUGUAUCAGCACCAACGGAUUGAUUGGUGACGAAAUCUCAACACGGAUCCAAAAAGCUCGAGCUGCUUUCGCUAACUUAUGCCAUCUCUGGCGUAGGCGUGACAUCCGGCUAUCAACCAAGGGACGUGUAUACUGCUCAGCAGUUCGCUCCGUCCUUCUCUAUGGUGGUUAGACGUGGCCAUUGAGAGCGGAAGACAUUAAGAGAUUGUCUGUUUUUGACCACAUGUUUACGAUCUCUUUCUCACGUUAUGUGGUAUAAUAAAGAAAGUAAUGUUGACGUCAGGCGUAGAGUGUUGGACAAAGAGGGAAAAUCAAUCGAAGAGGCUAUAAAGUUACAUAGAUUGAGAUGGCUAGGUGACGUGCUGCGCAUGCCUAACCAUCGCCUCCCUCUCCCGACAGGCAUUACUAACUGAUAUAGGUAAGUGCAGGUUGGAAAAGAGUAAGUGGUGGUCAAACAAAAACAUGGCAUGAAUCCAUGAAAUCCCUGACGGUUGAACUGUGUCAGGUAGGAAGAUGCAGACUUCCGGGUUGGGGCCCUCGGGACUCCAAGAAUCAAUGGCUGGAGACACUAGGUGACAUGGCUCAAAAUCGCUGUCAAUGGCGCAGAUGUAUUCAGUCUCUGUUAUCUUUCAUAUUCCUUUCUAGCAUCAUUCAUUCGCUUUCACCCUCAUAAUUGUCAAAAAACUAUUGAUUCUCUUCACUCAUUUUCUUGCCUACAUUUGUGUGCACUUUGCAACGGGGUAACUCGAAAUGCUGCACUUCGGUGCCAAGCUCUAUGUUGAAUGAAGCCAGCCAGCCACCAGGAGGUGUUUCUAGUGCCUCUGUGCCGACCCACUGUCAUACAUAGAUGUUUUUGGGGUACUGGAGUGUAUUGCUCUGGUCUUACCCGUUCGUGCACAUUCCAUGUUCACCGUUAGUUAUAGAUAACUGUGAUCGUGUUGACAAACCGUGUGCGAAACAUGUUUAUCGUAUUGAUGAUGUGUAUGUGUAUGGAG